CGCCACGGCAACUGGAGGAAAUAAACACUCUGGGUUUCACAGUCCAAGUUCUGCAGUGAUGUCAUCCUUAGCUCCUGCCUGCGGGGCCCUGCAGCUGGCUGCACCCCAGACAGCCUCAGCUGCUCAAGUAGGAGGAUUGCUCUGCUUCUCAGCCCUCACGCCGCCUGUGGCGUUGGGGAGAGAGAGUGAACACAAGGGCCUGGGCAGGGGUGCCCGGAACAGGUCUCACCCAGGCCCAGCUCCUCGCCUGGUGCUCCACGUCUCUCAGCAGCUGCUCUGCCCGCCGCUUGGCCCCAGACAUGAGAGUGCCCAAGGGUGUCAAGAACCCUGUGUUUUAUGGGCAGCAGCCAGAGAAAAAGGUGCCAGUGUCCUCAGGGCACGAGAUAAAGCAGACCCCUGUGGUCCUGGCGAUGCUCAAAGGUCCGGGGCCUGCCCAGUACCUCCGGCCAUCCUGCACGGGCUAUAUAGACCACGAUGUCUCCAUGUUCCAGGAGCCGGCCUAUACCCUGCAUGCCCGGCACUCGGAGAAGCUGAUUGUGGACAUACGUAGCCCCGGGCCUCGCUAUUUCUUGGAUCCUAAGUUAACUCGGUUUGGGAUGGCCAGCUGUCCUCAAGUUCCCAUGGCAGAGCACAUCUCUAACCCGCCUUGGCCCACUUGGACAAGAACUGGUUCUACAAGAAUAUGUCAAGAGGCCCCGGACCGGCCGCACACCCCCGGCCAGAGCCGUCCGUCUAUCAGAACCGCAGCCCCGUCUACAGCAUGGCCAAGCGCUUUGGCUACCCGGUGGACCACACACCUCGGCCUGGCCCCGGCUCCCACAACGUCCAGCAGGUCACGGCACACAAGCCCCGCCCGCCCGCCUUCACCAUGGGCAUCAAGCACUCGCCCCGCCUGUGCCCGCUGGUCAUCGACAUUCGUGACUGAGGCCCCUCCUGGUGCACUCCCCCACCACCCUGUCCCCGGAAGUCAUUUUUCUGUACCGAAUUGAGCGACUUACCCAGAUUUUAAGUAGCAGAGCUGGUGCCUGCUGUGUCCAGCACAUAGAAGGCGUUAGAUAAAUAUUUUCAUUUAUUUA
This is a messenger RNA of Capra hircus (goat), 1076 nucleotides long. It is a transcript of the gene CIMAP1C, whose product is annotated as outer dense fiber of sperm tails 3 like 1. The transcript is spliced from 4 exons. Bases 300 to 989 code for a protein of 229 amino acids. Gene Ontology annotation, cellular component: cytoskeleton. Lineage: Eukaryota; Metazoa; Chordata; Mammalia; Artiodactyla; Bovidae. The record is from RefSeq and is a predicted model, not a curated record.